Messenger RNA from Capsaspora owczarzaki ATCC 30864, 632 nucleotides. RefSeq lists its product as hypothetical. Lineage: Eukaryota; Filasterea; Ministeriida; Capsasporidae. The coding region runs from base 36 to 362 and encodes 108 amino acids. Gene Ontology annotation, cellular component: plasma membrane; SNARE complex. Gene Ontology annotation, molecular function: SNAP receptor activity; syntaxin binding. The transcript has 5 exons. Gene Ontology annotation, biological process: vesicle fusion; SNARE complex assembly; vesicle-mediated transport. The record is from RefSeq and is a predicted model, not a curated record.
CCUUUUUUUUCCAAAAGUUCACCCACCAAUUACAAAUGUCCUACCCAAGCCGAGCAGCAGGCGGUGGUCCCAGCACCAGCGCUGGAUCAAACGAUCGCCUCCGACAAACUCAAGACCAAGUCGAUGAGGUUGUCGGCAUCAUGAAGAACAACGUCGAAAAGGUGUUGGAGCGCGAUGCCAAGCUCACCGACAUCCAGGACAAGUCUGAGGCUCUUCGUGAUGGCGCCGAGCGAUUUCAGACCACUUCUCGCAAGUUGAAGAGGAAGAUGUGGUACAAGAACAUUAAGUUCAUGAUCAUCUUGGUCGUAGUCGUGCUCAUUCUCAUCGGUGCUAUCGUGCUGUGGGCGGCUCCUUGGAAAUAAUUAAUUGCUGGAUUUGCGUUUUUGCCGAUAUGCCCAAGCACUGGUCCUCGGUGGCCAGUCGCUCGUUUGUUUGCUUGACUCGAAACUGCCUCUGUCUAAUUGCUUUCUUUUUUUAUUACAAUGACGUGUUUGGGGAGGCGGUUGUGCCUCUCUGCGUCUUUUGUGAAGUGUUGCCAACCCCAGUAUGUUUUUAGUCGCUCGCUGAUUGUUUUUUUUUGUUCCUGAUGUUUACCUGUAUGGUGUUGUCAAAUUUUACGUGUUUGGUUCCAA